AAGUUGAACGUAACGGUCGAAAUGUAAGUUAGUCCUAUAUAUGGCGUCCAAGAGUUCAGUUGUAUCUUGUCAAUAAAUUUAUAUAUUUUUGUUAUUUAAAUUGAUGACUAUCGCUUAAAUCUCCAGCUCAAACUUUUCCGUUAACCUAGUUCCCCACAUGCAAGACAUCAGAGCUACGGAUAGUCAACCAUGGGGUGUCAGUACCGAGCAGAUGCGGGACGCCACAAAUCUAUUGCCCUUCCAACGUAGCCAAGCUUUAACGGAGUAAAAGUUUAUGUAUCAACGGGGUAGUAAAGUUACACAAUGCUCACUGUACGAAAUUCUCUCAAGAAAACGUUGCUAGCCUCCCGAACUCAUUCACCAUUUAGUUUGUGUUGAGGCAACACGAUGCCUGCAAACACAAAAAUUUUGUUAUUACGUUCAAUAUUGGUCAUAAAUUUUAUUUUUCGGUUUACAAAUUUUUGUUCUAUCAAGGAGGAAAUAUGUUAAGGCCAAAAAUAGGAGAAGAAGACUUACGUUCCUGUAUACUAUCUUUGUUCAAUCAAGGAAAAACUGAAGUCGAAGCAAUGAAAAUAAUUAAGGAAAAGUAUGGGGAGGUUUUGACAAAAAGCAGGUGCUCGUGGUGAUAUAACGAGUUCAAACAAAAAAAUAGAAGUCUUGAAAUAGUCCGACAAUUAAAAUUAUUUAUAAAGUUGGAUGAGUUAUUGGAUGUAAAUCCUUGUCAAACAGCUAAGGAAUUAUCAUUGAAGAUGAACAUGAGUUCAUCGAGUAAAGUUCAAAAUAAUCUUCGUCGCAUUGGAAGAGUGUACAAGAAAGGCUGUUAUAUUCCUGAAGCAUUAAUUGAGACGGUAUUUCAACAAAGGCGUACUACUUGAGAAGUACUGAGAGAAGUGGGUAGAAUGCAAUAGUUUAGUACAAGGAAAACAAUUGCUUUCUUCCUGAGAAGCAACUGUUUCGACACCUGAACCAUCAUCAUCAAUAACAAAACAGAAGAUACUUGUUUGUGUGUGGUGGGAUUAUUUUGGAAUCAUACAUUAUGAAUUGCUUGAUCAGACUGUUACAGCUACAAUGUAUUGCAAUCAACUCGAACGAAUGAAACAAAAGCUAAUAGAAAGAAAAUCUUUGUUCGUCAAUGGAAAAAACAGGAUCCUUCAACAAGAUAACAAUUUCACAAGAAAUGUUCCAAAAAUAAUAAAUAGAAAAUUAAUGGAGCUUGGAUUCGAAUUUUUACCUCAUCCACCCUAUUCACAAGAUCUCUUGCUGUCGAAAGAUCUUUUCAAUAAAUUAAAUGGUUCAUUAAGAAGUAAAAACUUUAGUAAUGUCAGAGAAGAGAAAACCUACUUAAAAGAGUUUUUUAAUGAAAUAUCGAAAUAUUUUUGUUCAAUUAAAGUCAAACAACUGCCUAAUUUGUGAAAUGCAGUGGUAAAAAAUAAUGGAGAUUAUUGAUAAUGACAAUAUUUAUUUGCAAAUAAAUAUUUUCGCAAAAAAAAAAUUUUGAUUAGUUUUAAAAAUUUGAUUACAUUAAAAGAAAUAAUGGAAUUAAUGAUACCUAAUGAAAGCUCUCUUGUAAAUAAAAACAAUGAUGAAUCGUCGUCUUUAAUUCGUGAUAAGAUAACGAUAAGUAAUGAAUAUUUGGGAAGAUUUGUAUGUAUCUUAUCAAAAAUGAUCUUAACUGAAUCUAAAAAGACUGAAUUUUUUAAAUGGCUAUGUCCUAUUGCAUCGAUAACUGAUAAUAUUAGGGAUAUAGAAUUGGCGUUAUAUUCUAGAAAAGAUAUGGCCUUUAUCAAUGAAUGGAAUUUAUGUAUGAAUGAAUUAAAUGGACAUUCGAAGUCUGCUACUACUGUAGAAGAUGUMAUUAGAAUAUGCAAUGACAUAUUUAAAUAUAAAAAUGAUGAUAAUGUUAUGAUUUUAAAUGAAAUGGAAAUACUUAGGAGAAUAAUGACACAAAAAUCACAUUGGUUAACAGAUAUCCUAAAUAUAUGUUACACGAAAGGAGAUAACGAAGACUUACAAAACUGGACAGACAAUGCAAUUGUAUUUGAAGUAAUGGAAUUUGUAUUAAAGAAUUGUAAUCUGAGUAUUUUUAACGAUCAUACUUUUCAUAAAUUAAAUACCACGUUAAAGAUACAUAUUGAAAUUAUUCAAUGGAUUUUGAAUUUAAAAAGUUCAGAAGUUAUGGAAGAAAUGCAACAUGGUAUAGAAUUAAGAAGUAUUGUACAUGCAAUACCAUUAAAACGUCUAUUGUAUCUUUUGGAAAAUUGUACAGUACUUUAUUUAUUAAAAGAARCUACAAAUAUUCAUGAAAUAGAUCAUAAUCAAAUCAAAGAACUAUUACAACGUACUGGAGAACCUGACAAUAUUUAUCAAGCUUAUUGCAGUAUGGUAAAUGCAUUAAAAGGAAUUUUACUUUGUAAAAAUUACAAUGAGAAGUAUUCAAAUAUUACCAAAUGUUUCUUCGACAUGGAMUCAUAUUUAAACACCUUAUAUCCAUUUACAUUAAGAUUGGAGACAAUGGAAAAUAUAUUUUCUUUCCUUUUCUUAAGUUACGGCGAUUUUUGUAAUAAUGAAAAUAAAUUGCAAGAUUUGAAUGCUGUGCCAAACGAAAAGCCAACGUUUACUCACAGAUCAAACAAACACAAUAAUAAUAAUCAUUUUAUUUCUAAUAAAUACUCUGUUAGAGAAUUAUUAUAUUACUUGAAAAAUAGUAUUACGCAUAUGGAGAUCGAAAUAAGGAAAGUAAGAAAUGAUCCAACGUAGUUGGAAGAAAUAAAAGAAUUAAGGGGACGUUCCAACUUGCAAUUUUUAAAAAAUUGAA
Messenger RNA from Polistes dominula (European paper wasp), 2815 nucleotides. RefSeq lists its product as uncharacterized. NCBI's taxonomy places the organism in Eukaryota, Metazoa, Arthropoda, Insecta, Hymenoptera, Vespidae. The record is from RefSeq and is a predicted model, not a curated record.